Messenger RNA from Symphalangus syndactylus (siamang), 1059 nucleotides. RefSeq names its product peptidyl-prolyl cis-trans isomerase A-like. Gene Ontology annotation, cellular component: cytoplasm. Gene Ontology annotation, biological process: protein peptidyl-prolyl isomerization; protein folding. Gene Ontology annotation, molecular function: peptidyl-prolyl cis-trans isomerase activity; cyclosporin A binding. Lineage: Eukaryota; Metazoa; Chordata; Mammalia; Primates; Hylobatidae. The record is from RefSeq and is a predicted model, not a curated record.
AUGGUAUUUAAUUAUGGCUUUAAUUUGCAUAUUUCCAAUGACAAAGAUUGUGAUUCAGUGUCAAAGUGGGGCAGUCAUUCAAAAGAGAACUCUGGAAGCACAUGUGGAGCAUUUAAUUCCAAGUUAUACGUGAACUUGAGAGAUGUUUUUUGUACAAUUCCAAGGAUAACAAGUAUUGUAGCUCUUGCUACAGCUGUACUUUUUGUCAGGCAGGAAAGUAAUGCAUGCAAAGCACGUAAGCAAUGUGGUCUGGCUGUAGAGUAUGUGAGAGGCAAACAAGGAUAUGAACUAAUUAUAUUACCAUUAGAUCACAAAAUCAGAUGUUCUGAAAACCGGAAGUCUAAAAUCAAGGUGUUGUCAGAGCCGCCGUUAUCUCUGAAGUCUCUAGGGGAGAAUCCUUUGUGUCUUCCAGCUCCUGUGCUUUGCAAACACUGUCACUGCCCAGAGCCCCUGACACCAGCCAUAGUCGACCCCACCAUGCUCUUUGACAUCACUGUCAGUGGCGAGCCCUUGGGUCACAUUUCCUUAGAUCCAUUUGCAGACAAAGCUAUUAAUACAAAGACAGCAGAAAACUUUCAUGCUCUGAGCACUGGAGAGAAAGAUUUGGUUAUUAAGAGUUCUUGCUUUCACAGUAUUAUUCCAGGAUUUAUGUGCCUGGGUGGUGAUUUCACAUGCCAUAAUGGCACUGGUAGAAAGUCCAUCUAUGGGGAGAAAUUUGAUGAUAAGGGUGUCAUCCUGAAGUUUACCGGUUCUGGCAUCUUGUCCAUGGCAAAUGCUAUACUCAACACAAAUGGUUCCCAUUUUUUCAUUUGCACUGCAAAGACUGAGUGGUUGGAAGGCAAGCAUGUGGUCUUCAGCAAGGUGAAAGAGGGCAUGAAUAAGGUGGAAGCCAUGGAAUGCUUUGGGUCCAGGAAUGGCAAGACCAGCAAGAAGAUCAUUGCUGACUGUGGAAAACGCUAACAAAUUUGAAUCGUGUUUUAUGUUAACUACAAGAGAAUUGCUUCUGUAGCUCAGGAGAGCACCCCUCCAACCCAUUUGCUCACAGUAUCCUAUAAUCGU